CGCGGAAGGAAGGGGAGGGGGAGGGCAGACGGUAUCCAGGGAGGAAGGCCGGAUAGCAACCAGAACCGGGGAGAUCGGGACUGACCCACCGACACCGACCGGAAGAAGGGUGGCCGCCAUUGGAUGAUGACAGAGGAGCAGUGAUCCGCCCACCCGGUGACAUCAUGGCUGAGGGACUUGCAGACGGGAUCGGAUUCUUCCCGGGGGACGCCUUUGAGGCGAGUGGGCUGCAGAAUAUAUUGAAGAAAGUUCCAUCGAUCUUCCCCAACGCGUCCCGCCGCGGACGCAAGGCAAACGCACCGCGUAAGAGAACUCACCCGCUCUCCAUCGUGCUGAACACAUCUCAGGGACAAGAUUAUGGUGGAGAAACACCUACCUCCCUCCCGUGCGGAGCGCUGGGCCUGGCUGGUGUCGGCCCCGGACUUCUUCCAGAUGGACCGGUCAGUAAAAAAACAAGACGAUCGGCGGAACGUUCCCAACUACGCAAGGCUGGAAUGAAACCCAAAGCCAGAACUGCCAAGGAGAGGAAGGAGAUGUCGGAGAAGAUUCUGAACCUCACCAUGGAGAUCAUUUCUGUCCUGGCCGGAGAGGAAUGUACGGUCAUGACAAAGUCUGGUGAGCCGGUCAUCCCCGGGAACUACCCACCAGCCCCAGGAGGUCCAGUAUCGGCAUCUGUAGCACAGACUCUGAAACAGGAGAGGCAAAGCGACCAGAAGAUCCUGGAUCUCACCUUCCGAAUCAUCCAGCUGCUGACUGGAGAGGGCCCCGGCAGUGGUGAGGAUUCCACUAGUUCCCAUGUUGGGAGAGGGAAGAACAAAGAUGCGCACAGAAGUGUGAUAGUGGAGAGGAGCCGACCUUCCACCUCCCAGGGUACAAGUCUGGCGGAGGAGGUCAUUUCCGUGGAUGCCAACGUCUAUAGGGGUACAGAUAACAUUAAUAAGGAUGAGAUGGGCACCCCCAAGGGGGAAAUGAUCACUGAAUCGGGAACCUACAUCCAGACGAUCAGUUCGCCCUUUAAGGUUCAGAGCAUCAAAGACGAGUCCAGUGCUGAGGACAUCCUGGGUGACUCGGAUCCUGCAGAGAUCCGUAUCAAGGAAGAAUCUGCGUCUUGUGAGGAUGGGAACGCCAUGGACAACGCGCAGUUCUUGUCCAUAAAGAUCAAAGAGGAGUCUGUCUCUGAAGACGAAGGAAAUGCCAGCUAUCCUGAAACCUAUAGAGCCCCGAAAUACAAGAAACGCAGCUACACACCUCCUCCAUACCACGCUGAAGAUACCGACUCUGGAGGGGACGACAACGAUUCUAAUAUGUACACCCCAGCUGACUAUGAGCAGUACCCGGCCUCUCACACUGAACCUCCUCCAUUGCUCUUCCAAAACAGUGGCGGCCCCGUUGACUUCUUAGGGUUUGAUGAAAACAGUAACUUGGAUACGGAUGUAAACGCUCUAAUAAAACACGCACAUACAAAAUUCUCAUUCGCCCCAAUCGAGGGUGGAUCGGGCUCUGAGGAAGACGAGCCGCUUCCAGAACCUGACAUCCAACUUCCACCCCAAGACGACACACCCCAAAAAUCAGCUCCCAGUACAGAGGAGCCCAAUUCGGGCGACGAAGGAACGAGCGAAGAGGCGACCGUCUCCUCCACCAAGAAAGACCGCACGAUGAAGACCUACACGUGCUCGGAAUGUCAGGAGUGCUUCGUCAGGCGCUCAGACUUUGCCAAUCAUCGGAGAGAUCACCGGAGAGAGAGACUGACCUGCCCCGAGUGUGGAAAGGUGUUCGCCAACAAGCCGACCCUUCUCAACCACCUGACCGGUCACACCGGAGAGAAACCGUAUUCCUGUUCUGUAUGUGGCAAAUGUUUUACCAGAAAUAGCAAUCUGAUCGUCCAUCAGGCCACCCACAUAGAGCGGAGCCCAUUCACCGCCCUGAACGUCGCAGAUAUGCUGGUCAAGCAGAUCUUGUGAGAUGGAUCAUCGUUGGAUCUUGUCAUGGAAGAAGCCAUUUCUAACAUACAGACACCUAUUAAUAUUUGACCGGAGUCCCCACCCCCUUUGUGACCUCGUGGACAGUAGCAUGUGCGUCUUGUCUGUCAGUCCCCGCCCCUUUCCCCCAAUUUAUGCAAUAUUCUCACCGUGGCAUCAGGGAGACUAACCAUCGAAAAUCUUGUCGUUUCCGUUUUUCCUCCUGAGAGUCGGGAGGGUGUUUUCCUUCGUGUUACGUGGCCAAAGUCUUCGAACUUCGAGUAUUUGUCUUUCCAGGAAGGAUCUCUUUGCCAAUGGCCGAUACGAGAGCCGCCACCCCCUCCCCCCGCCUGGAAAACGGCCGUCUUUGUUUCUUCUCAUUUGUAUCGUUUAUCUCGGGAUUACUGAAAACCAUCCACAAUAAUGUUUGAGGAUAGUUAUUUUUUUAUUUCCAAAAAUAAGAUGUCUGCCGGGUCGGAGGAGCGUCUGCCGGGUCGGAGGAGCGUCUGCCGGGUCUGAGGAGCGUCUGCCGGGUCAGAGGAGCGUCUGCCGGGUCAGAGGAGCGUCUGCCGGGUCAGAGGAGCGUCUGCCGGGUCAGAGGAGCGUCUGCCGGGUCAGAGGAGCGUCUGCCGGGUCCGCGGAGCGUCUGCCGGGUCUGAGGAGCGUCUGCCGGGUCUGAGGAGCGUCUGCCGGGUCUGAGGAGCGUCUGCCGGGUCUGAGGAGCGUCUGCCGGGUCUGAGGAGCGUCUGCCGGGUCUGAGGAGCGUCUGCCGGGUCUGAGGAGCGUCUGCCGGGUCUGAGGAGCGUCUGCCGGGUCCGCGGAGCGUCUGCCGGGUCGGAGGAGCGUCUGCCGGGUCCGCGGAGCGUCUGCCGGGUCCGCGGAGCGUCUGCCGGGUCGGAGGAGCGCCUGCCGGGUCGGAGGAGCGUCUGCCGAGGACGAACGUUCAACGAGGACGAAAGCUGAAGAUUUUUUUUUUUCCUGCAAUUCCAUCUUUAUAAUUUUUUUCAUAUUGAAAAUAACUAAAAUGUCUUAAUUAAAGGCUGUUAAUUAACCACCUGACAAUAUCUGGAUGCGUGAUGACGCUUGCUAUGUGACGAUAAUUUCUGACCAUCCCCCCCCCAUCUUCCUUGUCCCUUGUUGAGAGAUGACGCGUCUUUUAAACCUGAAGAUCUCGGUCAUGGCGAGCCGUUGUUUCUGAUUUUAUUUCUGCGUUCACCUGUAACCUGCGUUACCAUUUCCCCAUUUUGUCCUGCCAUAUUUUAUUUUUAGUAAUGGGCUGGAAUGAAUAAAUAUAUAUACUGCCUUGUUAGCAGCUGUGCAUGAUA
Messenger RNA from Rana temporaria (common frog), 3283 nucleotides. Its product is annotated as gastrula zinc finger protein XlCGF53.1-like. Gene Ontology annotation, molecular function: DNA-binding transcription factor activity; RNA polymerase II cis-regulatory region sequence-specific DNA binding. The coding region runs from base 165 to 1961 and encodes 598 amino acids. The transcript has 6 exons. Gene Ontology annotation, biological process: regulation of transcription by RNA polymerase II. NCBI's taxonomy places the organism in Eukaryota, Metazoa, Chordata, Amphibia, Anura, Ranidae. The record is from RefSeq and is a predicted model, not a curated record.